This is a messenger RNA of Opisthorchis viverrini, 922 nucleotides long. RefSeq lists its product as hypothetical. NCBI's taxonomy places the organism in Eukaryota, Metazoa, Platyhelminthes, Trematoda, Opisthorchiida, Opisthorchiidae. The transcript is spliced from 7 exons. The coding region runs from base 1 to 780 and encodes 259 amino acids. The record is from RefSeq and is a predicted model, not a curated record.
AUGACGCGCACCGGCUUUUGCGUGGGGGAUAACGCAUUUUCGUUCACCGAGCUUAAAGGUCGAACGUAUCCCAGCAUAACUUCAAAAGGAGCCAUCGAAAGUUUAAUGAAAUGGUCAAUGAAAGGUCGCCUGCACGCUCGAACUUUCAGCUUUGACGAAAACUUCAAGCUGUAUGACCAUAAUAUAUUCAUUGGGUGUUUACUCAAGUCACCGGGAGUUGUUCGUGCACUGAAAGAAGAUGGGUUAGCAGUUCCAGAAUACAGGCAAUUAUUAGUGGAGAAAGUUCCAUGUGGAUCAACAGAGAUGACAAUCUGCAGUAAAAUAAAGGCUUUGACGGCGCGCGAAAACGGCAUGAUAAAGAAAUGUUACGACGAUGUGAUUCAGUCAGUUCUAGUGUCUGAUGAACUCAGAAAAUUUUUCCUAGAUGAAGAACAUUAUCCUUUUUCGGAAGUCAGUGCGGCCCAACGAGCCGAGUUUCUUUUCAGGCUAUUUGCCCACGUAUGCAUCGGUGGUGAAUUGUGCCAGAGUGAAGAAAAUAUUGACGUGUACAUUGAGUUCACUCGGAAGCUGUAUAGAGAUUUAUUGAGCGUACAGAAAAACCCUGACACAAAGGAGUUGCAGAUUGUAUCGUUAGUCUACAAAGUAGAACUUGAGGAUGACACAGGUGUGGUUUUUCCAUCGACAGUACGGCAUCCCAACACAUUCUUCUACGCCAUCGUCGAUCCCUUCAAAAGGAAUGUUAUUCUACUGUACCAUAUAUUUGGAUGUGGUGACUUCUAAACGUGUUUGAAUUAAAACCUGCAACCAUAAAUUCAAAAAUUUUGUCUGUUCUCAGUUCAGGAAUUACGCUGAAAAGAAAUCCCUACACAUUCGGACUCGGUUACUAAAAUCAUGAGGUGCAGUGCUAGUGACCGAUGAGAUG